AUGAUUAAAUUGUUUUCACGCCGUUUGAUUGUCAAACUACUUCUACUAUUAACAGUAGCAUACACAAUUAUUGCAUCUUUUAAUCAAAUUAUAGCAAAAUCAAGCCUACAGGAAUAUCGUAAAUUGUUGACUAAGCAAUUUACGCAUAAAUUUAAUCAACUAUACUACAACUUUCUUGCAUCCGACUUUGAUUUGAACAAUGACGACAAGUUUAAUGAGGAAUUACACACGAUACGACAAAUGGCUGUUGAAGAAGAUGACGAUAUAAAUGAAAUUUGGAUGUUGAAUGAGAAACUCACUGAGAACCUACCAUUAACAGUACCAAUACCGUCAAACUUUGGGCAGCUGGACGACAGUAGCCAACUGCAACUACUACUGCUGAAAACAGCUCCACUUGUUCACAAGUUUGAUCCUAGAUUCACAUUUGGUGCUUAUUACCAAUAUAUUGCUAGAACUCCCCCAUCUAUAGACUCUGAUUUAGCUGUCCCAUUCCAUUGGUCAGAUUGGGUUGACUUAUCAAUACUUGACAAAUAUAUAACCAGUUUCCCCAAAACAGACUUGUGUUCAACUAUAUUUGAUGUUUCUGUUAACGAAGAUUUAAUCAAAGGGUCAACUGUACGCAAAGUUGAAGAGUAUUGUCAAGUCAUUCAAGUGGAGGAAACAGAAUCACAAAUAUAUCCCCAAUUGGGAUUCAAAAUCACCGACCAACCAGGUCAGCAAACUCUACCUAAUCGUGAACUUAUCGGACGUGCUUAUUUGUUUGACACUGCACCUUCGCCAAAGAAAUUGAUAUUUUUAACAACUAAUGGGUCCCACCACGUUGAUGUGCUCAAUCCACAAAAAAACAACUUUAAUAACUCAUUACUUCGCAAUGGUAUGAUUGAUUCACUACCAAUUGACACCUUUAAUGUCGUUGAAGACUACAAAUAUUUACAAUCGCAAAGGCCAGAAACAAUUCAACAGCAACAACAUGGAGCCAAAGGUGGCAAGUCACUUCACGAGUUAGCCAUCCCAGAAUCAAAUUUCCACAAUGAUCCAGAAUCAACCAUCAAAUCCAUGUUGGACAAACAAGAAAAAACGCAAUUGACACUCAUGGAACAGGACUAUUUAAAUUCAAUCACAUUCAGUCAUAAUUGUAAAGACCCGCCAAAGUACUUUUACGAAGCCAAAUUACUUAAAUCAACACCUCAUCAUUGGGAGGGGGAACAUUACGAUUGGCGGUUUUUCCAUGGGGUUAUUUUGGACUCCCCCGAGAACCCCAUCAUUUUGCAUCGAUUAAUUAAAAAUUAUCUCAAUUUUGCUCGUAUUCAUGGCAUAACCACCUGGAUAGCCCAUGGUUCGUUACUUUCUUGGUAUUGGAAUGGCGUUGCUUUCCCAUGGGACACCGAUAUUGAUGUCCAAGUCCCUGUAGCUGACUUGUACAAAUUGGGACGAUUAUAUAAUCAGACUUUGGUUGUAGAAAAUGUUGUUGAUGCCCAGGGUAAUUUUGAUGGAUUUGGUCGUUAUUUUAUUGAUAUUGGUUCGACCAUUACCCAUCGUACUAGAGGUAAUGGAAACAAUGCCAUUGAUGGUCGGUUUAUUGAUGUUGAUACGGGGUUAUAUAUCGAUAUCACGGGCUUGGCUCUAACUGAUGCUCCAUCUCCUAGUCGCUAUUCAUUAAUUGUUCCCUUUUUGGAUAAAGACAAACAAGUUGCCAUUAAGAAUGCCGAGUCCUUGCAAGAAGAUGGUACAGUCCAGCAAAAUUAUUCCAUCAUCAAUAAAGAAUUACAAUUGUACAAUUGUCGCAACCAGCACUUCACAUCCUACCAAGAACUAUCGCCAUUGAUUACAUCAACUUGUGAAAAUCAAAUUGCAUACAUUCCGAAAAACUUUAUGCUGAUUCUAAAUGAUGAAUACAAUAUUAACUCGCUUUCAAAUAAACAGUAUCGCAAAUUCACCUACUUGAACAAUUUACGUCUAUGGUUCCCAACAAUUUUUAUCAAGCAGUAUCUUGGCAUAAAGGAUAUUUGGUUGGAAGAAUACGAUUUCAAAUUAAUGACAAAAUUGAAUUCAUUGACUGAGGCUGAUCAUUUGAAAAUGUUGGCGGGCAACAGAGCACUUUUGCAAGAAUGGGAAUUGACGAAAAACUUUACCUUGUUGCAUCAACAGGAGUUGCAGCUUAUAUUUGAUGGCAAGUUUGAUAAAGCGGGUGAUUUGAUCAAUGAUAAUUUGGUAGGGGGUAAUGGCGUGGGCAAAGCUCUACGAGCAGAUUAUUUUAUGCACAAGUUGAUGCUGAGUGAGGCCGGAAGGUGA
Molecule: messenger RNA, 2292 nt
Organism: Lodderomyces margitis
Lineage: Eukaryota; Fungi; Ascomycota; Pichiomycetes; Serinales; Debaryomycetaceae
Exons: 1
Coding region: 1-2292 (763 amino acids)
Source: RefSeq, a predicted model, not a curated record